Messenger RNA from Vidua chalybeata, 814 nucleotides. RefSeq names its product interleukin-20-like. Lineage: Eukaryota; Metazoa; Chordata; Aves; Passeriformes; Viduidae. The coding region runs from base 37 to 567 and encodes 176 amino acids. The transcript is spliced from 5 exons. The record is from RefSeq and is a predicted model, not a curated record.
AUUCUCUUGCUUGGGCAGGUCUCCCAGGCAGCCAACAUGAGAGGAUCCCCCCUGUUCCUCUGCCUCUUCUCCGUGUCCUGCUGGGUCAAUUUGAUGCCGACAGCUGGGGACAAAAUCUUCCACUUUGGAGCCUGCAGGGUUUCCAUAAGCAUGACAGAGAUCAGGGCUGGCUUCACAGCAAUUAAAACCAAUAUUCAAUCCAGAGACCCCAUCCGGACCCUGAGCAUCCUGUCCCACCCUCACUCCCUCCACAAGGUUAAGUCUUCAGACAGAUGCUGCAUCACUUAUCAGCUCUUCACCUUCUACGUGGACAAGGUUUUCAAGCACUGCAGGACCGAGGACUCGUUUGUGAACAGGAAAAUCAGCAGCAUCGCCAACUCCUUCCUCAGCACGAGGAGGAAGCUCGGGCAGUGUCGUGAGCAGAAUAAUUGCCUGUGUGGGGAGGAAUCCACGGAGAAAUUCAAGCAAAUACUCGCAAACUAUGAAGGGCUGAAUGUCACAUCUGCAGCCAUGAAAUCCCUGGGGGAGCUGGACAUCCUCCUGGACUGGAUGGAGAAAUCUCGUUAGCGGGCGGCGUUAAUUACCCACGGGCUGAUGCUGAGGAGCUGCAGGGGCUUUGCAGAGAUGAGAGGGACAAUAAAUCACUGCAUCAGUGCAGCUCCCCAGCAGUUCCAGCUGCAUCCAGGCAAGCGUGGAGAGCUUUGCCAGCCAGGGACAUCAGCAGAGUCUUCAUUAAGACGGAAAUAACGAGUUUGAUUAAAUCGGCAUCGCCCUCGCUGCUACCAAAGGAUGCUCCCAGGGAAAACCCACAAGG